Cantharellus anzutake is the source of this 1131-nucleotide messenger RNA. RefSeq lists its product as uncharacterized. NCBI's taxonomy places the organism in Eukaryota, Fungi, Basidiomycota, Agaricomycetes, Cantharellales, Hydnaceae. The record is from RefSeq and is a predicted model, not a curated record. Gene Ontology annotation, molecular function: DNA-binding transcription factor activity. The transcript has a single exon. Bases 81 to 917 code for a protein of 278 amino acids. Gene Ontology annotation, biological process: regulation of DNA-templated transcription.
CCCCUCUUCAUAAUCAAGUGGAGCAAGUCGACACGACGGCUUCGCUGAAUUUUGACGAGUUCUUUGAGGAGCAGACCGCCAUGACCAGAUCUCCCUUUGACGAGCGCAUCGAUAUCGACACCAUUCUUACGUCUGUUGGGGUUGGGACACCUUCUUCAGCCUUCCCAACACCUGCACUAGGCUUCUCUCCUGGGUCGGCCAUGGAUACCAGCCCCGCUCUACACGACGUUGAUUGUGAUGACCUUCCAUUUGCCAUGCCACUCUUUGGCGCCGAGUUUCCGCAGCAAAGCUGUGCCGAUAUUAAGGACACGUCAGCAGCGUCGGCGCUCGGCCUCAACAUCUUUGAAGGCCUCGUCACUAUAGCAAACACGCCCCAACUAGGUGUCAUCCCCAUACCACCUUCACCGCUCUCUGCCCCCUCGACACUGUCUCUACCGUCUUCCAUUGCCAUAACCUCAUCUGCGCCUGUUGCUCCCCCUUUACCCUCUGCCCCCUCCACUCCAAUGGUCCUCUCUUCUAAUCCCCACCCGCCAAAGCGGAGAGUCACUGGUCACCGUCGGAACAUAACGCCCGCCAACCUCGUUCCCGUGGAUGCACCAACUCAAUUACGUUCAUAUGUCACACCUUCUGCAACUUCCCGCAAAGCUAUCCCCGCCGCUUUUCAGGUGCAUUCAAAGAAGCGCCCGUCUUCUGUAGCAUUUGGCGAUGAAGAUGACCUAGAUCCCGCGCUAGAGGAUGCCAUUGAGACCAAGAGGAGGCAAAAUACCGUGGCGGCGAGAAGAAGCCGGGCGAGAAAACUGGAGCAUGUGCGCAAUCUGGAGAACACAGUUGAGAGACUGAAGAAUGACCUCUCGGAGGCCCUGCAGAGAGCUGAGCAUGCCGAGGAGCGAGUAAGACAGUUGGGUGGGAGUAUUUAGGUUACCUAGCGAUCGUUCUCAAAUCAUUUAUCUUGCCUCGUUUCUGUUCACUUCAAGACUGUUUACCGUCCUUUUCUUACACUAUCAUAUUUCUCAUCGAAGAACCCCAUAUGCUAUUCUCGCGUCCAACAUCCCCCUUCACGACCUCCCAUCUCGAGCACCCUGGACGAAAGUUUCACGUUGUUUUUCUCUUUUGUAUUUUAGUUUUGGUUGC